AUGGAGAAACAAGCCUCUGAAUCUCUCCCGAAAGACGGCGCUAGAAACGCGCUGGAGAAAAAAGAGAAGGCAACCGCUGCAUAUGUGCACAGGCUGGCCGCGAUUGCACGCAGCUGUGUGGAGUGGGGGCUGGGCGUAGGCGCUCUUUUUCUUUUUUUGACAGGAGUGCACAGAGAGAUAUCCAAGAACGGCGCUCUAUCGAUUUUUCCAAAAGCCGUGAUUCUGGCCACCGUUGGGAUUUCUGUGUACAACUGGCGGGGCGCCAUCUUUGACUCUGUCCUGUCCCGGCGGGAGGAGCAUCUUUUCUAUCACAAAACAGUGAUAGCCAUUAUUAUAGGGCUUUUUGGCGCUCUGUCUGGAAACCCGUGGCUGCUUUUUUUCUUGACAGCUCGGUCAUUGAAUCUGGAGAUGUUUGCGUUUAUGCUGCUCACGCACAUGCUUAUAUGGGGGUCUACAUGUUUUAUUGAAAGCGCCGCAAUUAACCAGGCCAUUUCUACCUAUCCAACCCUGGCAACAACGGUUGUAAACAUGGAGGAGAUACUUUCAGACAAGGGCAUGCACUGCGCAUACGACAGAAGCAAGAAAUAUCUUCUGGGCCUGUCUGUGGUAUACAUUUCUCUCUGCAUUUUGGGCUUUGUCUUUUAUCCGCACGCCGAAGUUGUGCGCCUUUUGGUUUUGAACCCAGCAGUGCCGUGUUUUGGCAGCGCUUCCUAG
Nematocida major is the source of this 714-nucleotide messenger RNA. RefSeq lists its product as uncharacterized. Bases 1 to 714 code for a protein of 237 amino acids. Lineage: Eukaryota; Fungi; Microsporidia. The transcript has a single exon. The record is from RefSeq and is a predicted model, not a curated record.